This is a messenger RNA of Bicyclus anynana (squinting bush brown), 1375 nucleotides long. RefSeq names its product monocarboxylate transporter 2-like. Gene Ontology annotation, molecular function: monocarboxylic acid transmembrane transporter activity. The transcript has 5 exons. Gene Ontology annotation, biological process: monocarboxylic acid transport; transmembrane transport. The record is from RefSeq and is a predicted model, not a curated record. The coding region runs from base 92 to 877 and encodes 261 amino acids. NCBI's taxonomy places the organism in Eukaryota, Metazoa, Arthropoda, Insecta, Lepidoptera, Nymphalidae.
UUGGGUUACCUUCGGCAAUAUUCCAACCUUCGCCACUAAUAACCAUGCAGAUAUUUAGAAAAAUUCAUAUAAUUUCUUAUAAUAUACUGGGAUGGAAUGUAAAUUAAAAAUGGUUCUAAAGUACUAUAUCGUUAAAUUAUUACAGAUAAGUAUAACAGCAUUCGUGCCUUGCUUCGGAGUGAUUUACAAGGAAUUGUUUAUUCAACUAAAGAUGGACUCUACAAAUAUUACACUUUUCAAUGGAAUCACUUGUUUCGGAAUCGCAAUAUCAGGCUUUAUUACAAGCGCUUUAUUGAAUUACUUCUCAUUCCGCCAACUGGGAUUAAUUGGUGCGUCAAUUUUCAAUGUUGGUAUGUUCGGUACAGUGUUUACGCAAUCCAAACUUCACUUUUUCUUUUUUCAAGGACUACUUCAGAGUAUAGGACAUGGAAUUGUAAUUAAUAUAACAUUUACUGUGACAAAUAACUAUUUUGUAAAAAAAAGAUUGUUUGCUGUUAGCUUGACGCAAACUAUAUCAGCUGCGUUUGGAUUAGUAACACCACGUUUGGUGAAGUGGGCGAUAGAAGUAUAUGGCUUCCGAGGCUGCGUCAUGCUCAUAACUGGCGUAUCGAUGCAUAAUAUGUUUGCAAUGAUGUUAAUGCAACCGGUGGAGUGGCAUAUGAAAAAAGUUGAAAUACUCGAUGACAAUGAAAAAGAAACCAAAUCACUCCUGGAAGAGGAUAAAAAAAUUACAACUAAUAAGGAAAAUCUGACCGCCUCGAUGAAUUCAUAUAAUAAAUCUGAACACGCUGCAAUAGAGGCCAUAGAGGAGUCUGCGGAAGUGCCAGCGGAAUCUAACAUACUAAAGCAAGUCAAAUCAUUCCCAUUAUUAUCUUGAAAAUCCAGUAUAAAGUCCUCCUGUGCUCUAUAGGAUAGUGAUGAUCAAAAUCAAUUUAUAUUGGCUCUGAUUAGAAAAGAAGCCAUUCUUAUAGCAACAUGCAAUUGUAGAUUGAUGCAGAUACAUAUUAAAAACGAGCCAAAAAAGAAGUCUUGCGUUUUCGAGCAUUUGCGCGAAAUUCUCGAGCAUUUGCGUAAAUUCGCGCGCCUUCUCACCCAAUGAGGCGAAUAUGCUGCUUCCUUUACGUUCCAGUUUACGACAAUGUAAAUUGAGCCUAUUGAUUGUAUGAGAUUGUAUUAGAUGUUAAUGAUAAUAACAAUGAGCAACGGCUUAUCCUGCUUUUUGAAACAGACUAUCUUAAAACCACCGACUUUCCAACUCUUGGCUGCAAUAGAUUUUUAGGAAUACGGAAAGCUCAAUGAUUAUUACCUACGUUUUAUACCAUAUAAGCGUAUAUAUAUAUAUAAAAUGUUCUUGAUAUUCUUGUAAUAAAUUACU